UAUUUUUUUAAGGAUUAUGAUUGGGUCUAAGCUAAGCUCCCUUUUUGGGAUGGAUAAAACCAACAACCAAGGUGGCAAUGAGUCGCUGACAUUUACAGCACCCAAACAGCCAAAGAAAACCAAAGAUCAACAACAGCAGCAACAGCCCCAAGGCCAGGGAGGCCAGUCAGCGUUACUACUAGCAGUAGCAGUCCAUGCAUACAGAUUUUCAAAUGGCACAUAUAUCAAACACGGGAAGCUUGGUGCAGCUAUUCUGGGUAACCACACAGCAAAUGAUUACAAGAUACUUCUAUACAUCAGCAAACAACAGCAAGUCACACAUGCAAGGAUAUCACCGACCUUUGCCUUUACAGUACAAGCAAACAACUAUGCAACAUUUUACGAUGAACAGAGACAAAACUGGUCAAUAAUGUUUGAAUCUGAACAGAAUGCUAUAGACUUUGCAAAACAGGUUGGUCUCGCUAAGGUAAACAGCAACGGUACUGCAACCAAGUCCCUUGUCUUCCAAGAUCUUACCAUCGGUCUAGGAGAUGCGGUCCAGAGUGGCGACUCGGUAGAGGUCAAAUACACAGGCUGGCUCUACACCAGCAGGUCGUUUGGAGAUGUAUUUGAUAGCAACACCAGUGUAGACAAACCAUUCCGCUUCAAGAUAGGGAAAGGCAAAGUAAUAAAGGGAUGGGAAGAAGGCGUAGUCGGUAUGAAGAAGAAUGGGCGUCGGUUACUCAUCGUCCCGCCCGCACUGGCGUACGGCAAGAAGGGUCUCGGUUCAAGGAUACCGCCAAAUUCAACUCUCCUGUUUGAUGUAGAAAUAAAAAAGCUUAAAUUUUCAAGAGAAAAGGAGGAAAGUGGUUCGCUUUCAUCGGACGCUACAGAUGGCUUGAGGUCUGAGGAGAGGGUCGGGUCACCAAAGGUCGGAAGGUCAAGAGGAGAUGUCUCAAGUGACAAUGAAAGCAGAAUAAAACACAACAACAAUUCAGAAUCACAACUAUCAACGAGUCCCUCAUCGAGUAAGGCCAAACUGAUCUCCCGAAUGGCCAAAAUGGGACAGCCCAUGCUGCCGCUGUCUGGCGCCAUCGUAGCCCAUGACAGCACAGACUCAGAGGCAGAUGAAGCCAGCGCGUCUUCGGACACAGGAGGCAUGUCGCCCUCGUCGGUACGUUCGACACCC
Messenger RNA from Lytechinus variegatus (green sea urchin), 1168 nucleotides. Its product is annotated as FK506-binding protein 15-like. Lineage: Eukaryota; Metazoa; Echinodermata; Echinoidea; Temnopleuroida; Toxopneustidae. Gene Ontology annotation, molecular function: peptidyl-prolyl cis-trans isomerase activity. The transcript has 13 exons. The record is from RefSeq and is a predicted model, not a curated record. The annotation marks the transcript as partial.